Messenger RNA from Striga asiatica, 381 nucleotides. Lineage: Eukaryota; Viridiplantae; Streptophyta; Magnoliopsida; Lamiales; Orobanchaceae. The record is from the annotation of a GenBank genome assembly.
AUGCAGCAGAAAAUUUUGAAGCAUACUAAUUACAGUGAACCUUCCAUCUUGAAAUGUAGAGGCCCUCAGGGAGGUUGUGAUGAGGUUGAGAGCAUCAAGAAGCGCGAGGAGGUCAGCGUCCAGGUCCAGGAAUGUGGUCUUCUCGGGUUCGGGCGGCAGGUCGGACAGCCCAAACCCUCUGUAUUCGGGCGCAAUCGCUCUGUACCCGGAUCCGGCGACGGCGAUCAUCUGAUGCCGCCACGAGUACCAGGUUUCCGGGAAUCCGUGGAGGAACACCACCGCCGGCGACGACUCGCUACCGAUCUCCGCCACGUGGAGCUUCAGGCCGUUGACUGGUACGUACUUGUGCUCUAUCUUCUCCAUUUUCAGCUCUCGCGAUAA